Molecule: messenger RNA, 1881 nt
Organism: Fusarium verticillioides 7600
Lineage: Eukaryota; Fungi; Ascomycota; Sordariomycetes; Hypocreales; Nectriaceae
Exons: 2
Coding region: 1-1881 (626 amino acids)
Source: RefSeq, a predicted model, not a curated record
AUGCAUGCGUUGUCAUUCUUCAUCCUCGCGACUUUCUAUGGGGUUGCGCGUGCCAUCCUUGCCAACCUUGGCGCGACCGUGACUGUCAAUGGGGUCUAUUACUUCGUCCACCCUGAGCCGGUGGCAGUUCUCCCGUUGUCUUCCAGUCACAACCAUGGCCAUGUCAACCUUAUCCCGGUCACGAUAUCGGAGGCAAAAGAUAAUCAAUUCGAUGAGCCUACUCUCAACAACAUCGUGAAGACAUGGCUAGCUAAGGACGAUGUUUUCAACGAGGGUUUCUUGGAAGCAAUCUUCGUGAAGAAAGACUUGACAGAUGUUCCCGAUCUAUUGAAGUACCAAUAUCAGGGCAACACGUCAUCACUGUGGGAAGAAAUCGAUCCCUCCUUCGACGUUCCCAGCGGUCCUUACAUCUUGAAUCCUUCAACUGGAUCUCUACAUACGCCAUACCGCCUAUAUCUCGAUGCUCAAGGUGCCUUCACCCAGGGCGUUAUACCCCUCUCGAGCGGAUCUUUCGCUCCACUCCCCGCUGCCCUACCUGGCUCCUCAUCUAUAACGAUCGGUGUUCCCUCAAGGAUUUACUACACUGCAAGUGAGAAAUACCCGCUUGCCGGUGUGCGUAUCGGCGUGAAGGAUAUUUAUGACGUCCAAGGCCUCAAGACUGGAGCUGGAAGCCGCGCCUACUAUGACCUCUACCCCGAACCCAAAGGCACUGCACCCGCAGUGCAACAUCUACUUGAUGCCGGGGCCAUCCUGGUCGGCAAAAUGAAGACAACUCAAUUCGCUGCACCCGAAAAUGCCAGAGACGCCAUCGACUAUCAAGCUCCGUUCAACCCCAGAGGCGACGGGUACCAAGAAGUUGGAUCCUCCUCGUCUGGAGCGGGGGCAGGUAUGGCCUCCUACCAUUGGUUGGACCUAGCUUUGGGGUCUGAUACGGGAGGGUCCAUUCGGAUACCAGCCGAGGACAACGGAAUUUUCGGAAACCGCCCGACGCACGGUUUAGUAGACUUGUCGCGUGCUAUACCGCUGGGUCCUGAGUUUGAUACAGCUGGGUUUUUGGCUCGCGAUACAGAGAUUUGGGCGACUGCUUGCAGGGUUAUGUACUCGAAUCUCACGACAAAUCAUACACGAUAUCCGAAACGGGUUCUUACGUAUGGUCUCCCGUUGCUAAAGGACGCCGAUCUUUCAGCAUCGGACCGCGUUAUCGCUCAGUUUGUCCAUAGGCUAGUCGAGUUUCUCUCAGCCGACCUUUCAACGUUUAAUCACACGGAAGAGUGGACUCGCAGUCAUCCUGCUGGUACACCCAGCGACUUGCAGGAGUUUGUCGGUUCAACAUGGGCAGUGAUUUCAGCCAAACAACAGACUCGUCUUGUUCGGGAUCCAUUCUUCAAGGACUAUGCAGCUGCGCACGAUGGACGUGUACCGUUUGUUAAUCCUUCUACUAAUGGUAGUUGGAGCUGGUCCGACACUCUGCCUCCGCUUCUUGACGAAGCAAUCGCAAACAAGACCAUUUUCAAGACUUGGUGGGAUGAGGUCAUGCUCCCUGAGAACUCUGAAACAUGUUCCGAAAGUCUUAUGCUUUAUAUGUUUAAAGAUGCUACGCCGGAAUACAGGAGCGAUUAUGGUAGCGCGAUGGGUUCUGGCGAUUUGACUGGUGUGCUGCUUGGCUUGAACACAGGCUUCAUCUCGCCAAUGGUUGGGAAUCCCGACUUUUCAAUUCCGAUUGGUCAAGUUGAGUAUGAUAGCAAGAUCACCAGACAUGCAGAACACUUACCAGUCUCGAUUAGAGUCAUGGCAGCUGAGGGUUGUGAUGGUAUGCUACUAGAUCUUGUUAAUGAUCUCGUUAAGGCUGGUAUUUUGCCGCAAUUGCAGCCCGCUAUAUAA